Telopea speciosissima is the source of this 3505-nucleotide messenger RNA. RefSeq names its product formin-like protein 6. The transcript has 4 exons. NCBI's taxonomy places the organism in Eukaryota, Viridiplantae, Streptophyta, Magnoliopsida, Proteales, Proteaceae. Bases 14 to 2773 code for a protein of 919 amino acids. Gene Ontology annotation, biological process: actin cytoskeleton organization; actin nucleation. The record is from RefSeq and is a predicted model, not a curated record. Gene Ontology annotation, molecular function: actin filament binding.
AACAAAAGCAACCAUGGAAGCUCCUCUUCUCACCCUUUUUCUGCUUCUGUCAUUGGUUUUAUCGUCCAUUGUUUGCCUUUCAAGAGGAACCCAAGGAAUUCACGAUCCGGGUGGCAGUGAUGGUAACCGGAGAAUUCUGCAUCAGCCAUUGUUUCCGGUGGAUACGACGCCUCCACCUGCAGCACAGCCUCCUCCCCCGGUUUACCCAGGCCCAGAUGAGCCUUUCUUCCCUGAGGUUCCUACUGCGCAGAGCCCGGAUCAGACACAGACUAGUCCCCCGGCUCCUCCUGCCAAUGUCACUAUCCCUGUUUCGCCGGCCACGGCAGCGCAGCCCACUAGUCCCACCAAGAAAGUCGCAAUUGCGGUAUCGGUGGGGAUUGUGAUAUUGGGUAUGCUUUCGGCAUUUGGCUUCUUCUUGUAUCGACACAGGGUAAGACACCCGCCUGAAUCUCAGAAGCUUGUUGGUGGUGAAAACAACUCUCAGCGGUUGGCUCAGGAGCCAACUGGACCAGCCUCUGAUUUCCUCUACCUGGGAACGAUGGAGCCUUCCGAUCGUAGAAGCGGCGAGGCCGCCGUCGGCGUUAUCGACGAGGCAAAUGGGAUUUGUGGUUCACCUUACCACAAGCUAAGCUCAAUGCGAAUGUCAGAGCUUCACCGUCCAAGCCCAGAACUUCAUCCCUUACCGCCCCUGAGCAGAGCUCCACCACGCAGAAUUUCUCCUCCUCCUCCUCCACCUCCAGCCAUGUCGUCUGACGAGGAGACAUUCUACUAUACACCUCAGGGUUCAACAGCUGGGAAUGGAAGUGGUAAUAGUUAUGGUGAGAGCCCUUGCGUACCUGCUUCGCGUCAGAUUUGGCCAAAGACCAGUUCUCGUGCGAGCACUGCCACUAAAAGUAGUUUUGGUACUAGUUCUAUGUCUUCUACUUCUACUCCUCACUCUCGAAGGUCUUCUCCUAAAUCGCGUUUUUCAAUUUCUUCUUCUCCUGAAGUCAAGGGCCCCGUUACAUGCGCUGCUCCACCUCCGCCACCACCGCUACCACCACAUCCACCACCAUCACAACAGCUACGAGCUCGAAAUUAUCAACUCGAAACACCAUCACCUCACAAGGGUAAUAAGAAAUUUCUAUCGCCGCUUACCCCGACACCAAAUUUGGUGCUUCCUCCGCCAAUUAAUGAUCCAUCUCCGCAAGCAUCUAAGACCCCAGCCCCACCUCCUCCACCACCGCCGCCGCGGCCAUCGCCAGCAAUGUCAACCAAAAUACAACGUUCGGUAACAAAUAUACAAGUAACACCGGUUCGUGCAUUUCCCAGAACCGAAACUCAGAUUUCUAGCCCAAACGUCACAACAUCUGAGAAAUCGGUAUCGGUUGCAGAGGAAAAUCAGAGUGGUGGCAGUUCUUCGGAGCGGCUUAAUGGGGAAGGCGAUACAGAUGGAUCAAUCAAGCCCAGGUUGAAGCCCUUGCAUUGGGAUAAAGUAAGGGCAACUUCGGAUCGAGCCAUGGUUUGGGACCACCUGAAAUCGAGCUCAUUUCAAUUGAAUGAAGAUAGGAUAGAAAGUCUUUUUGGCUGCAACACCACAAAUACAGUUCAUAAAGAAGCCACUAGAAAAUCAGUUCUCCCUCCCAUGGAACGGGAGAACAGGGUACUCGACCCUAAGAAGUCACAGAACAUAGCAAUACUUUUAAGAGCGUUAAACGUAACACGAGAUGAAGUGUCUGAAGCAAUUCUAGAUGGUAAUCCUGAAGCUUUGGGCGCUGAGCUCUUAGAAACUCUGGUGAAGAUGGCCCCGACCAAAGAAGAAGAACUAAAGCUAAGAGACUAUAGUGGUGACAUAUCAAAACUAGGGUCUGCGGAGAGAUUUCUGAAGGCGGUUCUUGAUAUACCCUUUUCCUUUAAAAGAGUUGAUGCAAUGCUAUACAGAGCCAAUUUUGAGACAGAGGUGAAAUACCUGAGGAAGUCUUUCCAAACCCUAGAGGCGGCAUGUGAAGAGUUGAAGAACAGUCGGCUAUUCCUCAAACUCCUCGAAGCUGUACUCAGAACAGGGAACAGAAUGAAUGUUGGCACAAAUCGUGGUGAUGCAAGAGCCUUUAAGCUUGAUACACUCUUAAAACUAGUGGAUAUCAAAGGAACCGAUGGGAAGACAACUUUGCUCCACUUUGUGGUCCAAGAGAUUACUAGAUCUGAAGAUGCAGGUUCUGAUCCUCCACUUGAGAAUAUUCCUAAUAAAAUGCAUCCAAAAGUGGAAGAGGAUUUCAGGAAGCAAGGAUUGCAGGUUGUCGCCGGACUGGGCAGAGAACUUGUGAAUGUCAAGAAAGCAGCAGGAAUGGACUCAGAUGUUCUAAGCAGUUAUGUUUCAAAACUUGAAAUGGGGCUUGAUAAAGUCAGGAUAGUUCUACACUAUGAGAAGUCAAAUACACAAGGAAAAUUCUUUGAGGCCAUGAAGCGGUUUCUUAAUGAGGCGGAAGAGGAGAUCCUUGGGGUGAAGGCUGAUGAAAGAAAAGUUCUAUGCCUCGUAAAAGAGGUCACACAAUAUUUUCAUGGAGAUGCAGCGAAGGAGGAAGCACAUCCUUUCAGAAUCUUUGUGAUUGUAAGAGAUUUCCUCUCGGUGUUGGAUCAGGUAUGCAAGGAAGUGGGGAAAAUGCAGGAGAGAACAAUGGUGGAUUCUACUAGAUCCUUCAGGAUAUCUGCAAAUGCUUCAUUACCAGUCCUCAACAGAUUCAAUACAAGACAGCAGCAUGGAAGUUCAGAUGAAGAAAGCUCAUCAUCUCCAUAAGAUUUUGUGAUGAUGGUGCACACUCCAUUUCUUUGGAUGCCAAAAUCAAUAUCUAAGGGCCCAUACCUACUGUUACUAGGAGUUUCUGCCCUUGACUUCUAUUUUCUUGAUCAAUCUAGUCCUUUUGACUUCCCAGAAAAAAAACGUUCUUCUAUAGUUUCAGAUGCCACGGUGGAGUAUGUGAUUCUUUCGAGUUCUUCACAAGUGUAAGGAUUUCUCUUGGUGUUGGACUGGGUAUGCUAUACAGCGAAAGAUGCCGGAGUGAAUAUAGUGGGUUCUAUUAAAUCCUCCAUGGAUAUGCAGGAGUUCAAUAGAAGGCAGGAUGGAAGUUCAUGUGGGAAUAAGUCUUGACCAAAGGUACUGCACUUGAAUUUCUUCAGAAGUCAUGCUAUUAACCCAAAUUCCAUUGGGCUGAUGAUAGAAAGAAAAAGGAAUUGUUCUGGUAGGAGAUUGAAUAGUUUGAGAUCACCUCUCCGGAUAGAAGAUGGAGAUUCUUAAUUCACAAGGAUUGCUUCCAGAAAGAGUUGAAAAAAUACUCUGACCCAGUAGAGGUAGCCUAUAAGAAAUCUAAAAAGAUGUGAAAGGUCAUAACUAAUAAAAAGACUUGGGAGGCUUUUGAUACCCAAGACCUACAGUUGGUGGGAAGAAUAAUUGUUCAUUGUACGGGAAUGGAUAAUAUAUCAAUUCACACAUUAUACUUGAACAACUCUACAUAGUUCAGAUAAUCUUUGA